Teleopsis dalmanni is the source of this 1467-nucleotide messenger RNA. Its product is annotated as chromosome-associated kinesin KIF4-like. Lineage: Eukaryota; Metazoa; Arthropoda; Insecta; Diptera; Diopsidae. The record is from RefSeq and is a predicted model, not a curated record. The transcript is spliced from 3 exons. Bases 26 to 1237 code for a protein of 403 amino acids.
CGCUGAACAUUCCUUGGACAAUUUAAUGGAUGACCGCGCUAUUAUUAGUAAUCGUAUCCGAGAUUUGAAAGAACAGCCGGUAAUUGUAGGUACACCUGAAGCACAAGAGCUUGCUAACUUGGAGCUUGAGUUAGAGCUCCGUAAUGCGCAAAUAACAGAAAUGCAGCAAAAAGUUUGUGCUGCUGAUUUUGAGACACGCGUACGUACGUUUUGUGACGGCUUGUACAGUAUUAGUGAAGCGCGUAUGGUCAUUAAACAUCUGAUAAAAUCUGUUUCUGAUAUGCGACGAGAACAUGCUAAUCGCUCUCAGGAACAAAAAACUGCAAUGGAUGAACUACGUAACACAAUUGAAACUGUCGAUGAACGCUGCAACGGGGUUAUGAAACGUAUGCGCACAAUGGAAGUUGAACAUGAGCAAAUGAUGAACAGUCGGGAGAGUAUGUAUGAAGAGAGGAUUUCUGUGUUGCUGCGGCAGUUGCACAGUACUCAAUCCACUGAAAAUAACUCUGCUGAAACGAAAAAGAUUCAGGAAGAAUAUUUCGAUAAAAUAGAUGAAAUGAAAGAAGUAAUAGAAUCUUAUAAAAAACAAGAAGAAGAGUUACAAAAGAAAAAGCAACUAACUGAGCCCAUACUUGAAGAUGAUAUUGAAGAGCUAAUGUCUAGUGAAGAAGAAGAAGAUGAAAUGAACACUUCAAGUAAAACUGAUCCAGAUUGGAUAAAAACGCCAAGGUUUCGACGACCAAAUAAACGAUCAACGACUUUUCGAAAUAAAUCAGAUACUUCGUCCCAUUCAAUGGACGAAACGCAUGCUGUUACGAGCAACGGGUCCGAAAACAUUGGCGCCAACAACGCCAACAACGCCAACGGAACAGGUAACAAACGGAGAGAGAAAGGCUGUAAGUGUCGUGGUAAAUGCAUCAACAAGCGUUGCGGAUGUUAUUCGAACACUAAGAAAUGCACGUUAAAUUGCGGGUGUAGUCUAACAUGCCUUAAUGGAAAAUUUUCCAAAACUGAUUCAAAUGAUGAAAAUGAAAUGAGUGAUAAUGUAAUAAUAGAGACACCUGAACAAGAACAAGUAAUAUCAAGUGAAGUUAUCAAGAAUAAUUCUCCAUCAGCAGACAGUAAUGUAGGAAGUAAUGCAACAUUCAUCACACCAAAGAUAGCGAGGUAUAAUAAGUUAAUUUUAAAUCUGUAUGUAAAACAAUUAAAAAUGAUUACGAUGUUGUUUCUAACUUAGCAGCGUUGGUGUAACUUUUAUAUUUUAAUGUAAAUGAAUUUCUGUUAUUGUUUAUGAAUCUCUACUUUAUUGGGCUUCAUGUGUCUUGCAGAAGGAAUCUAAGAAUAAGUUUUACAAUGCACGUUUAAGGUUCCCUUAAGUUAAGUGUAGUAUGCGUUUUAUUGCAGGUCGUAAAUACUUAAAGGAAGAUUAUAAUUAUGAAAAAUAUGGCAAUGCUAGUAAAAUCAUAG